Molecule: messenger RNA, 3584 nt
Organism: Sclerotinia trifoliorum
Lineage: Eukaryota; Fungi; Ascomycota; Leotiomycetes; Helotiales; Sclerotiniaceae
Source: the annotation of a GenBank genome assembly
AUAAAGAGUUAAACCAUGAAUCUGCCAGAUGUUGAAGUUAAAUACACCUCGUGGUGAAUAAGGUAUGUAUAAGAAGUGACACUAUGCUAUUGGGUCUCGAAUUCUCAAAUUAUCCUUCAAUGUUCAAUGUACAAAUAGAGACCAGAAAAUCAUAACGAGGAAGGGGGAACUUGGGUAUUACCAAGAACACCUUUCAUAUCCUACUUGAGGAAAUGUCAAAAGUUGGGGAGACUAUUUCUGUAAGUAGACUUACAUUACCUCUUUGAAGCUCCCUUGAUAUUCUGCACCCUCGUCUUACUGCAAGGCUAAUACGGAACUCACCAGGUCUACGCUUCUCGACUUACAUCCUCCACCCUUUUAGAAGAUCGGCGGGCAGCAUGUUUAGGCCUUCGCAGUUUUGCAAAAGACUAUCCUGCAUCUGUGGCAUCUGAAGCUCUACGAGGACUAAUUGCAAGCCUACGCAAAGAUGGAGAGGACGUCGACUCCAUCAAAGUCGUCCUCGAGACUCUUCUAUUCCUUUUCAAUCCGAACCAAAACAGUGCUGAAGCAUCAGAGGAGCUUGCAUAUUUUAUAGCCGACGAAUUCACCACACGGCAAGAUAAUAUAACAUUACUUUUGGAUUUUCUGGGUACCAAUGAUUUCUAUUCCCGUCUAUAUUCGUUGCAACUCCUAUCGGUAAUUCUGUCGUCUCGGACGGAAAGAACUGAAGAAUGUAUAUUCACGGCACCUUUGGGUAUAUCAAGACUAGUGGCUGUAUUAGAUGAUCGGAGGGAGGCAAUAAGAAAUGAAGGGCUCUCCUUGUUGACCUACUUGACGCCAAGCUCCUCGGAAUUGCAAAAACUGGUCGCCUUCGAAAACGCUUUUGAUCGCAUUUUCAAUAUAAUAAAGCUCGAAGGCUCUCUUGUGGACGGCGAUAGAAUAGUGGAAGAUUGCUUGAUCCUUCUCGCGAACCUUUUACGACUCAACGUUUCGAAUCAAUCUUUCUUCCGCGAGACAGGCUGUGUUCCUAAACUAUCAAAGCUAUUGAGUGGUGCAUUAGGUGCUGGGAGUGAAGUUGGGGAGGUUGCCGAAUGGGCUAAAGCUCAGCGAAAUAGAAACAUAUACGCUCUACUUGCGGUACUACGGCUAUUUCUAAUAACAGGAGGGGCAGGAACCCAAGCAAACCAGGCUUCUUUUGCGCAGCAUGGUAUUCUUAGUCAAGUAUUGCAGUUAGCAUUCAGUCGAUAUACGGAAGUUCAGAUAAAAGCUGAGGUAUGCAACCAUUGCCCAUAUAUCGGUUUGUGUAUUGAUUGCCAGGUAUAGGCUCUCUCAACGUGCGCGGAUAUGAUCCGAGGGAAUCCAACCCUCCAAGAGAAUUUCGCUCAACAACAAGUAACCUCGGUGCUUGAUGAACCCUUAGCCGAUAGUAAUGGUCAACCUGAGCGCCAUGUUAUCCCAAAGGUCUACGUAAUUGAUGGCUUGCUUGAUUUGACACUGAGUAUACCUACGUUGUCAGCUUUCGAUUCCCGCGCUGCUGCUUGUGAAUGUAUAAAAGCUUAUUUUUACAACCACCCAGCCAUCCGCAAACAUUUUCUUCGCCGAGCCAUAGAUGGUCAUGUUUCUGGGGCCGAUGAGACAGCGAACGUGUUGACGACACUUCUUCAGCCUCUGGACAGUCAUAUAUCAAGCGAUCCGUACCGUUAUUGGUUUGCCUCUGUUCUUCUGUUCCAUUUAAUAUUCGAAGAUGCUGAGGCGAAAAGUAUGGCGAUGGGCGUCGCCGAGGGUGAUGCUGAAAAUGGGGAGGAGGUGAUAACUUGUAUUCAAUCUAUCACUGCCAAUUUAGUACUUGGUGUUCACAAGGCUGUGGACGAACGCGUCUUGGUCGCUUAUCUCAUGCUUCUUUGUGGGUGGCUAUUUGAGGACCCAGAUGCUGUAAAUGACUUCCUGGGCGAGGGUAGCAAUAUCCAAAGCCUGAUCCAAGCCACGCUACAUACGGGCGGUGAUGGUGUAAUGGUACAAGGCCUCUGUGCUGUCUUACUUGGAAUUGUAUAUGAGUUCUCCACCAGAGAUUCUCCAGUUCCCCGAGCAACCAUCCAUCCAAUCCUUAACUCGAAGCUAGGCAGAGAUCAAUAUAUAGAUCGACUUACCAAGCUAAGAGCCCACCCACUGCUGCGAGAUUUCGAAGUUCUUCCCCAGAAGCUCAGCUCUGCUCCGCCUGGUGGCCUACCUGAUGUGUUUUUCGACAAAUCAUUUGUGGACUUCAUGAAAGACAAUUUUAGUCGCUUAUUACGUGCCAUCGACCGAGAUCCUGGGUUCGAGGUUGCAGUUGUCGCCAAUGGCGUCCAAAAGGGAAUUUCCAGAGAGAUGGUAGACACUUUGAGAUCUGAGCUUGAUGAGAAGAGCAAAGCUCUGCUGAAGGCGGAAGAAGAGUUGGUAAUUCUUGGGGGGCAGCUAGGACAGGAACAAGCCGAUCAUCGUAGAGCCAAAGAGACCGCGCUAGUAGAGGUUUCAAGGAUUAAAAACGUCAAUGAGGCCCUUCAGCAGCACCAUGAAGAAGAUAUGAGGUACGUGUAACUCUGUCUAGUUGUAUUUCUAGGGCUAACGGUCAGAAGAAAGUUACGUACAGAGCAUGAUCGGGCAAAUCAAGAUUAUCAGCGACAGUUAAAAGAAGUCCAAAAAGCAGCCGAAACUAAUAUUGAACUUGUUCGAGCGGAAAAUGAUCGUACAAGACAAGAUCUUCAACGGCGACUAGAACAAGCUCAGAAGACAGCGGAAGCUAAUGCUGAACGUGUACGGACUGAACAUGAUCGGGCAGUUCAAGAUUAUCAAAGACAACUUGAACAUGUUCAAAAGACGGCGGAGGCUAAUGCUGAACGUGUGCAGCGACGAACAGAUGCAGAAAUCACUGAUCUUCAGAGUAAAAUUGAGCGAUUAGAAGCAGAUCUUGCCAUGGUAUGUUAUCACAUAUGUUAUCAUUAUUUCUCACUGACAUUGUAUAGUCAAACAAGAACCAUGUCCAGGAUCUGCAAAUUGCGCACGAUGAAUACAUGGCAAAUAAGGCUGACCAAGAUACACGCUUCAAACGUGCGGAAGAGAAAGCUAAAGAAUUGGAGCAGAAAGCCAGCACCGCGCACGACGAAGUCGCUAAGCUGGAAGCGGAUUUGGUGAACAAGGAGACUGCAAGACAGGCUGCUCAAAGUGAACUUGAUGACCUACUCAUGGUUUUUGGCGACCUAGAGGAGAAAGUGACAAAGUAUAAAGAACGUUUAAAGGCCCUCGGGGAGAACGUCUCGGAUGAUGAGGAUGAUGGUGACGACGACGGGGACGGCGACGAAGCAGAAGAUGAGUCUGGUGUGGAUUGAAUAAAGAAUAUACUUUUCCACCUUCAAGGGACAGCAUGCAUUGCAAAAGCGUAAAUAUACCAAUCUCACAUCAAAUUCGGCCGACCUUUUGGUAUUUGGGGGCUUGAAAGACUAGAAAUAUAAUGAUCUUUUGUAGGAUAGGAGAAAUAACCUUAAACCAUCGGCCAUUUCUUGAAACAAUUCCACGAACAACUUUGAUUUCUUGUUGUAGCAGAAUUUCUGAGUAUCUGUCAUCCGUUGAAU